AGGAUGCACAUCCUUCUGGCCCUUCUCUAUGUCUCUCUCGUGGCGGCUCCUGGUUGCACAAGUCUUCCCGCAAAGGGAGAAUCCAUCAGAAAUACCAUACACAACAUAAUAAACAUUGCUCAGAUAACCCUGGUCCACAUUAAGAAAGUCAGGACAAAGUUGCCGGUACCUCCACAGGCAGAAGUCACCAGUUAUUCCAUUGAGGGACUAACUGGUAUCAGCCAUGACCUUGGACUUUUGGAUAAUGAACUGCAGAGCCCUUUCACAGAGCUCCUCAGCCAGAUCCAGGCUGAUGUCUCCAGCUUGGAGGGAAGGGUGCGCUCCCUCGCCCUGACGAUGGACUGUCCCAUCCACCCCAGACCCAGCGGAGAGACCGGAGACAAUUUGUUCCCGGACAGUCACCUCUACCUGACUCUGACAAAGGUGCAGCACUAUCUGGAAAAGUUGCUUCUCAACAAGGACAAACUCAAGGUCUGUUGA
This is a messenger RNA of Toxotes jaculatrix (banded archerfish), 480 nucleotides long. RefSeq names its product leptin a (gene lepa). Lineage: Eukaryota; Metazoa; Chordata; Actinopteri; Toxotidae. The coding region runs from base 4 to 480 and encodes 158 amino acids. The record is from RefSeq and is a predicted model, not a curated record. The transcript is spliced from 2 exons.